Molecule: messenger RNA, 774 nt
Organism: Kluyveromyces marxianus DMKU3-1042
Lineage: Eukaryota; Fungi; Ascomycota; Saccharomycetes; Saccharomycetales; Saccharomycetaceae
Gene: PFS1
Product: Pfs1p
Exons: 1
Coding region: 1-774 (257 amino acids)
Source: RefSeq, a predicted model, not a curated record
AUGGACGAAAUGGGUGCCCAAAAGCCUUUGGGGGUGAACAUUGCUAUCUUGAACAAGCACAUUCCAAAUAAAUCGCCUUACAAGCGCUCAAGAGCUAGGAAAACGUUGGAUCGUUCCGAGAUCAGAAACAAAGGCAGACUCAGAUACAAAAAUGAUAUACAAGAGCUAGAGUUCCUAGAUUCCAUGGAUACCUCUGGCGACACUGCCCAACAAGCUCAGCAACAAGUCCAACAACACCAACACCACCAUAUCUCGCACUCUUUACCACCGGACUAUGACGAUUUACAAUUUCAAAUGCAAGAGCAGCAACUGCAGCUGCAACUGCAGCUGCAACACAACUAUUAUUCAUCUUCUCCGCUACACCAGCAACAGGUCGACCACUCGAUAACGCCGCUGCUCCCUCCAAGACCAGACGUAAACUCCUCCAUGCUCGUCUUCAACUCAGCCCAUUACCACAACUCGUCGCCCCACUCGCCAGUCCCCAUUGUGUCAGGAUUCCCAUCCUAUUUCAAUCCUAGACAGGCAAGAAACAUGCCCCACAGCGAAAAGGUAGAGCGUUGGAUGGAAAACCUACCAGUAUUCUUCGAGGAAUCGACCCAGCUAACCCACACGGACUGUUUCAACGCCGCUGAAGACUCUGACUUCUGGGAGGAAGACGAAUUCGACAAUGGCAUGGAUGAUUCGAUAGUACUCACAAAUUCCGUCGAAAUCAUCUUCCUACAACAACGAAGAAUCACUUCCUUGAUAAACAGGCUAUAUAACACGAAUACAUAG